UGCUUGUCCCGACUGGCCACAAUUCCUUUUGGUGCCUUCAGUAAGCUUUUCCAAUCGUAACCCGAACACGGAUCGGGCGGCGAAGGUCCUCAGAGUCCCUGUUGUCACACUAUCGCCCUGACAACACACUGCGCACCGCACACUGCCGGCUCGGCGCGGAGAAACGUUUGCCCCGGUAUCUGUUUAUAUUUCGCCUUCACCUCGCACCUUACUUCUCUGCUCCACCACCAUACUCUCGCACUCGCAUUCUACUUCUUUACUCUACUAUCACACACUCUCUCUCUCGCAGACAACAUGAGCGUGCCGUGCGAACACCCAUGGACAGCCAGCCAGUUCGGCAACGAUGCCAUUUUCACAAUAGAGGUAGGGGAGGGAAGUGAGUGGAAGGAAUUCUGGGCCCACGUGAACCUGAUGGCGCAUUGCUCAGGAUGGUUUCGUGAGGAACUCGCGCGUGUGGCGGAGCAAAACGCGGAAGCGGAGGAAUCGAAGGCGCCGAUAAUCAAGCUCCCCGACCAAUGCCCCGACGUGUUCGAAGUGUUCAGAGACGUGUUGUAUUCCGGAAAGCUGCCCCUCCCCGAGACACGUCGCUAUCCCCUCGGCUUCGUCUGCAAGCUCUACAACUUCGGCAAGGACUUCGACAUCAUGAUGCUACGCAAUACCGCUGUCGACGCGCUCUUUGAACGCUUUGCCGACGACAUGCCGGACCUGGAAUACAACAAUAUCCGCUACGUCUGGAACAACACCAACAAACACUCCGCUAUGAGUGAGAUGGCCGUCGAUGUCGCUCUUAAUAUAGGCGAUAGUAAAGCGCUCCUUAGGGACUAUGAGAGCUCUUUCAGCAAAGCGUUUCUCCGGACUCUCCUUUACACCGCUUCCGAUUUCGGGGUUGUGCCGUUCGAGCACCGCGAGGAUCGCGUGGACUGGAUCGAACGCCUUCGCGGCCAGGUGUGCAAACGCUAUCACGACCAUGAGGGGGAUGAGUCACGUCGGGCAGAUGAGGAGGCGGAUGAGGACAUGGAGGUUGAUGACGGCCAUGAAGAAGGCAUCGGAGGUGUGGGAUGGGAGAUGGAACUGUCGUUCCGGUGAAAAAUAAGCGCGGAGAUCUUCAGUGGGCCAUGGGCCUGUGAAUUGAGGAAGGGGUGGGACGACGACGUGCUUCAGGAAGAGUAAUACAUAAUUGG
Molecule: messenger RNA, 1181 nt
Organism: Trematosphaeria pertusa
Lineage: Eukaryota; Fungi; Ascomycota; Dothideomycetes; Pleosporales; Trematosphaeriaceae
Exons: 2
Coding region: 295-1086 (263 amino acids)
Molecular function (GO): protein binding
Source: RefSeq, a predicted model, not a curated record